AUGAAGGAGCGUAUCUGCACUCAGCUGCUUAUCGACGGAUACGUGCAAUCGUACGUUGAUAUGUUCUACCUUACGCAUCGCAGCGAACCCCAGUUUACAGAAGCAGAGAUGGAGUUCUUACGUGAUCAAUUGGUGGCAGCCGAGCAUUGUAAGCGACGCGGCGAGAUCCCAGAUGUGAUGGCUGCUUACGACAGUCUAGCAACGUAUUGCACCGAGAAGCAAGAUAUCAAGACCAUGAUCUUCUUCUUUGAAAAGUGUCUCGAGAUUGCAAGACUUGUCAAGGACCAGAUCAGCGAAAUGCGCUUAUUGAGUCAGAUUGGUUGUGGAUACCACACUGCCGGCGAUUUGGAACAGGCUCGCCAAUAUCUGGAGCUUUGUGUAGCCAUUGCCAAGGUUGUGUACGAGCACGACGACGAUGAAGUGCUCCGUGGCGAAUCGUAUGAACAGUUAGGUAAAGUAUACGGCGACUUAGCGUUGCGUCACGAGCAAGCACAGCACUUUCAGGAGGCCAUUGAUCUGUAUAAGCUCUGUCUAGAUUGCGCAGUUAAGGCUCACAACCCUGAGGCACAAGCUCACUCGCAAUUUAAGCUUGGCACAUGCUACAACGCCCUCAAUGAGCCGGCCAAGGGACUUCCCUUCCUGGAAACUAAUCUUGCAGUAGCACGUCAAAUUGGAGACACAGAGGGAGAGGGUAAUGCCUGUGCGGCAUUGGCAACAGCCCACGAGAAGCUCGGAAACCAGCAACUGUCGAUUGACUUUCUGAAUCAGUACGUGGCUAUCGCUACGAGGGCUGAGAACAUCGUCAACCAGGCCGAUGCUUGUGCGCGCCUUGGUCAGAUUUAUACCGCUUCCCAGAAUUUCCAUCGUGCUCGAGAGAUGCACGACAAAAACUACGAGCUCAUUCAAGCUGUAGCAGCUCGUUCCGGUGACCGAUUGCAACAUAAUGUCUCCCGAGUGAGUGUUGGUGCUGCUCGGGCAAAUGACAAACUGGAGACGUUGCUCGGUCUCGUAAAAGACGAUUUCCACGGUCUCUUGGCCUGGAAGAACACGCGGACAGUGCCCACAACCGAGUAA
Messenger RNA from Phytophthora infestans T30-4, 1074 nucleotides. RefSeq lists its product as uncharacterized. Gene Ontology annotation, molecular function: protein binding. The transcript is spliced from 3 exons. NCBI's taxonomy places the organism in Eukaryota, Oomycota, Peronosporomycetes, Peronosporales, Peronosporaceae. The coding region runs from base 1 to 1074 and encodes 357 amino acids. The record is from RefSeq and is a predicted model, not a curated record.